This is a messenger RNA of Talaromyces marneffei, 2430 nucleotides long. RefSeq lists its product as uncharacterized. The coding region runs from base 1 to 2430 and encodes 809 amino acids. The transcript has 2 exons. The record is from RefSeq and is a predicted model, not a curated record. NCBI's taxonomy places the organism in Eukaryota, Fungi, Ascomycota, Eurotiomycetes, Eurotiales, Trichocomaceae.
AUGCCCCUAACAAACGGGGUCCUCCAUCCUCCAUCAGAUGAGUCUGCAACACCCUCGACACCUGGAAAACGAAAGCGUGCCUCGACCCCAGAAGCAAACCCCACGCAAGAGAAGAAAUCUACAGUGAAAACUAGUGAAGAGGAGAAGGUAGAGCUAAACAGGAGUUUGCGCUACAUUAUACAGAUUGCUGCUCAGGAUGAUGAGCAUCUUUCCGCUUUCCGUUCGUCCCUAACACCAUCGUCGCCUUCAAAACCUCGCUCCAAACGACCAAAGCUCUCGGAUGAUGAUAACAAUUUGGAUACCAUCGAAGCCCGCGUCGCUGCAGAACAAUAUUUGUCAUAUCAAGGUUUUUUGAAUGACGUGGACCAGGCAUGCGCAGCUAUUGUCGAAAGACAGACUGCGGUUGACAAUGGAGAUGUUUCAUCAGUGCAGACGAGGGUUGCGGCUCUUAAGGAUCGCUUAAACGACCUCAUCCAUCUAGCUCUGUCUCAAGGUUCUGCCCAGGUCAAGAUUGAACCUGCUACCGACGAAUCGCCUCGAGAUAUUACACGCCACGACAGGAAAACUCUGACCCUUUAUGGGGGAACCUCCUCCAAUGCCAAACAACUCUUUUCUAGCUUACAGAAGUUAAAUGACCCCAAAUCUGCCUCCGAUAAGCCUGUGACUUUCCCUGAGGACAGAUUGCCGAAUGGCAUUACAACUACCCGAGCCAUUCCAUUCAAUUUAGAAAUGGACGAAAAACCGGUCAAGACAUUUGGUGAAGUAUUUGCGCCGCGCUCCACACUUGCUCAGCUAGAGCCUCCACAUCGGGGCCGAGCCUGGGCGAGGGAUCCGUCGAGUACCUGGGUUGACCCAUUUGACGCCAUCACAAAUUAUGAUGCAAUUUUAGGACAAAAACAUCAUCAUUCAUUCGCCAAACUUCCAUCUGGCUGCUGGCUGCAUUACGGUGGAGAUAGUGUAUCUCACUCGUAUUGGAGUCGACGAGAGAAAGAGCAGAAUCUCCUUGGGAGUGAAGGGGAAAGCAGCAUUCAGAAUGCUCGAAAUAUCAUCGACGAUACAGCCCUCCUAUACGGCGCUUAUUCCUCAUUUGCUCCUUCAUUCGACAGUUCACAUGCCGUUAUACAGUCAGAUGCUAAGAACAGCAUGUGGUGGGCGAAGAGGGGCUCUAUACGAUUUAAUACGAUGUUAGCACUUCACAAAGCAACUCGACUAGACAAGGAUCAGACACUUCCUGAACUCGACGAAACUACUCUAGAAGAGGACGUCAAGUCAUUCCUUGAAAAAGGUUCCCUUGAGGCCAAACCGGAAGAGACAGACGAGGCAGUUUUGGAAGACAAGGAUGUUGAUGCAGUACUUCAAGACAUCUCUGAGCUGUUGCAAACUUUGAACUCUUUCCGUCGAAAUCGCAAUCUGGAAUUACCAUCGCAAGGUGAAUCGAAAACUGAUGAAAAGGCCGGAACACCAAGUUCCCCAUCUGCGGCAGAACUUGCAACGUACGAAACUCUGAAGUCGGGAUUAGCGGCCAUCAUCUCGAACCUUCCUCCCUAUGCUGUUGCAAAAUUGAAUGGAGACCAGUUAGCUGAGCUUAAUAUCAGUCAGAAGAUCCUGGUGGAGAUGCCGACCUACAACGGAACCAUGGAGGAGGAUGACUAUUCGCUCUUACAGAGACGACUCGCCGCAACUGCCCCUGCUGCAACGCCCUCGCGAACAGGGUCCUAUCAAGCCACUCCUGGAUACAAUCAACAACGCAUGUACUCCACAAAUGCCCGGCAUCAGCAACCAGCUACUGGCCCACAGAGCUACUACCAGGGCCGCCCAUCGUCGUCUACGCCUUACACUCCCGGAGCUAGUACGCCACAACAAAACUAUGCCGGUCUUCGUCCGCAGGCCUCGCCAUCCCAACGGCCAAGCAACAUCCCCGCAUAUUCGCCGGGGCAAUAUCAGCCAAGGGCUACACCAAAUGGCUACGCUCCUUACAGCGGACAAUCGGUCCCUUCCCCGGGACCGGGUUAUCAACAGAAUCCUGCAUAUGCUGCAGGAAGAAGUGCUUCUCCACAAAAGCCUCAAGCGUAUGCCACACCACAGAGCGCCGCGCGUACAGCGUACCUGAACCCGGCAUCAGGGAACGCUCAGCGGUAUUAUCCUCAGCAAACGGGGCAUUCACCUGCCGCGUACGCGAAUUACCCACCAUCGGCAACACAAGCUCCGGGACAAUAUGCCAUGUCUCCUAAUGUUGCAGCAGCUCAUUAUCGGAAUGCGGCCGCAGAACAGGCUAUGGCCCUAGCACGACAGAAGGCACAGAUGGAAGCCUCCCGUCAAGUAUCAGGAACUCCUAAUCCUCCACAAAGCAUUGCGCAAGCCUCCUCUCAAGGACGAAGUGAAAGUCCGGCUACAAAGCAGAGUGCUACUCCUACACCAGCCACUUCAUGA